Molecule: messenger RNA, 994 nt
Organism: Paramisgurnus dabryanus
Lineage: Eukaryota; Metazoa; Chordata; Actinopteri; Cypriniformes; Cobitidae
Gene: zfand1
Product: zinc finger, AN1-type domain 1
Biological process (GO): cytoplasmic stress granule disassembly
Cellular component (GO): cytoplasmic stress granule; cytoplasm
Molecular function (GO): zinc ion binding
Source: RefSeq, a predicted model, not a curated record
CUGAAACAACGUUUGACGUCAUUUCAACAUGGCAGAACUGGAAAUUGGAAAACAUUGUGAUAUUGAAUCAUGCAAACAAAACGAUUUUCUUCCGUUUGUAUGUAGCAGCUGUUCUGGAGUAUUCUGUUUGGACCACAGAAGCCGAGACUCUCACUCCUGUCCAGAGGUGCCAGUUAAGAGAGAGAUCUCUGGGUCUGGAGGAAACACAUCACAUCCAUGUAACUUUGAGGAUUGCAAAGCAAGAGAGUUACUUCCUGUCAUCUGCCCACACUGUGAUAAACACUUCUGUCUGGGGCAUCGUCAUCAAGAUGACCAUAAGUGUGAAAAGCUGGAGACACCAAAGCCUCGUAUGGCUGCAACACAGGAGCUGGUACAGAAGAUAGUGGAGUCUAAGAAAAAUGCACCUGCAAGUAAAGGCAGAAAAGGAGCGAAAAACACUGCAACGGCUGCAAAAGUUGCACUGAUGAAGCUUAAGAUGCAUGCCUUAGGAGAUAAAGGCCUACCACAGACGGAGAGGACAUAUUUCCAGGUGUUUCUGCCUAAAGAGGCUAAAGACUCAAGCUCGCCCAUGUUUUUCUCUUCUAAAUGGAGUGCCGGUAAAGUGGUGGAUUUCGCUGCAUCUCAGGCCGGUCUGAAAAACAACAAUAAUGUUCUCACUGCUAAGAAACUUCGUCUAUGUCAUCCUGAGACGGGCAAUGCUUUUAAGAUGGACGCAAACCUUCAUUCACUUCUAUCUCAUGCUGAAUAUCCUCUGCACAAUGGAGGCAAUGUCAUUCUGGAGUAUCUGGACAAUGAGAGCUCUGGACUUGAUGAUGUCACAGCUUAUAUUCCUUCUUUAUGAUAGAAGCUUCUUUAAACUUCUAAGUCUGAAAAAUGGUGGGUUGUGACAAGAUAAUUGAAUUGUUUACUGAAAAAUGAUACUUAAAGCUCUAUAUAUAUAAAUAUAGUCUGAUAUGCACCACAUGUUUUAAUAAAUAAUGCUGUAAACUCCUUA